This is a messenger RNA of Colias croceus (clouded yellow), 740 nucleotides long. RefSeq lists its product as uncharacterized. NCBI's taxonomy places the organism in Eukaryota, Metazoa, Arthropoda, Insecta, Lepidoptera, Pieridae. Bases 107 to 628 code for a protein of 173 amino acids. The record is from RefSeq and is a predicted model, not a curated record. The transcript is spliced from 4 exons.
UAUAUUUUAAUAAAUACUUCGGAAUUCUAUACAGUAAUUUGUUUUUGUAGUAUGGUAUUUGUACGUCCCGGUGGCGAAUCAACGGAUACCUCCAGGUCAAAGUAUCAUGGAAUACAUAAAGGAACAGUUACCAGAUUUGAACAAGAAUUACAACCCGAAUCACGGCUAUGAGCCUUACUGGCCCGGGGGUGACUGGGUGUUCAAGGACCCCGAGUUGGGGCCCAAUGAGACCACCACGAAGGUGCCCCUCGUUUGUGGAGAAGAGUGCAACUAUCUUUAUACGAGGAUAGGUGCAGUGUGCGCUCGGCAAGCUAACAACGUGGACUACGAGCGAUGCAGUGGCAUAUGGAUCGGGUUCUGCCUGGGCUACCGCUACGACGAAUUCCACCGCGGGUUCUACACCUUCGACACCUACUGCAAGUUCCUGGAUGCGCAGUGCCGGACUGGCUUUAAGGAUCGUGGGUUGGCUUCUAGUUCACAAGGGGAAUUGUUCGCACAACUUAGACAAAUACUUCAAGCCGGUGUAUACCCCAGGAGUCCUGUUCACAAGGCUGUCUACUUACUUCCCCACGCUGAUCCAAGCCUUCGAAGGUGCGUCCCUUCCACCCCCACUGCGGAAGGGUACUGAAGAUAUCGUCCCUAAUUCGAACAUACCGAAACCAGUUAGACUGCAUAUAAAUAACGUGCUGCAAAAUGCUUUGAGUGGGAGACUUAGUGAUGAAUAAAUGCGUUUUUUUAGU